This is a messenger RNA of Funneliformis mosseae, 230 nucleotides long. The record is from the annotation of a GenBank genome assembly. NCBI's taxonomy places the organism in Eukaryota, Fungi, Glomeromycota, Glomeromycetes, Glomerales, Glomeraceae.
CACUUUUUUCUACCAACUUAGUUGAAGCUGCUGGUGUAGGAUCAAAUUGUUCUAAUGAUUAUCAAUGUGAUUCACAAAUUUGUCGCUCGCAUAUGAUUUCGGGUCGAAAUCAAUGCCACAGUAGUGAUGACCGUCCUGUUGGAAGUGUUUGCCUUGUGAAUCAAGCUUGUGAUUCUUUAUCAUGUUACCAAGCGCAUAAAUCUCCUUCUAAUAAAAUAUGUGGCCAUUGA